This is a messenger RNA of Ornithorhynchus anatinus (platypus), 771 nucleotides long. It is a transcript of the gene DCTN3, whose product is annotated as dynactin subunit 3. The record is from RefSeq and is a predicted model, not a curated record. The transcript has 7 exons. Bases 29 to 604 code for a protein of 191 amino acids. Gene Ontology annotation, biological process: cytoskeleton-dependent cytokinesis. Gene Ontology annotation, cellular component: dynactin complex. NCBI's taxonomy places the organism in Eukaryota, Metazoa, Chordata, Mammalia, Monotremata, Ornithorhynchidae.
GGGGGAGGAGGAGGAGGGUGCGGGAGUCAUGGCGGCGGCGGUGGCGGCGGCGGCGGAGGUGCAGCGGCUACAGGCCCGGCUGGAGGAGCUGGAGCGCGCCGUGUACGGCCCGGGCCCGCAGAAGCCGGACGCCCCGACGGUGGCCGACGGCUUGGUCAAGCUGCAGGUGGCCCUGGGGAACAUCGCCAGCAAGAGGGAGAGGGUGAAGAUUUUGUUCAAGAAGAUCCAAGACCUGGUCAAGUAUCUGGACCCCCAGUACAUGGACCGCCUCAUCAUGCCCGACGCCUCCAAGCUGCAGUUCAUCCUGGCAGAGGAGCCGUUUAUCCUGUCCCAGAUGGCCCUGCUGCAGCGGGUGGAAGCCCUGGUGCCCCUCCUGGACAGCCCCCAAGUGAAAGUGGUCCCGGAGCACGCCCGGCGGUUGCGGGCCCUGGCCCAGAUCCACGUCCAGCAGCAGGACCGGUGUGAGGAAGUCACGGAGGCGUCCAAGCAGCUCCUGGAGGAGUACAACAAGAUGACCGUGCUGCUGUCCAAGCAGUUCGUGCGGUGGGACGAGCUGUUGACCCGGCUGGAGGCCGAGAAGCAAGCGAAGCCGGCGGCGGAGUGAAGGCGGGCGCCGCCCCGUCCGGCCCGCGCCCCCCACCCUCGUUCAACGUCGCGGCUUUGCCGCCGCCCCGGGUGCCCCGGGGGAGAGGGGGCCGGACGUGCUUUCGGGGGGGGGGCCGCCGUCCGCGACAAUAAACGGCUCGUGCGGCAGGUGCGCGCGGUCUGAUG